UAUACACACAUUAUAUGAAAUUAUUUCAAAUUUUAUCAAGGUAUAUAUAUUAGAAAUAAAUUCUAAAGUAUUCCGUCAAUCCUUUGGCAGGGAGUGAACGAAUUUUAAUCAACUAACAGCAACUGCAGUCAAACACAUCUCAAUGGUCGCAGCAUGAUCUGUAUUAAAACCAAGUAUUUUAAUCUGAACCGCAUUCUGUUGCUCGCAGUUGGCCUAUGGCCCUAUCAACAAUCAAGACUUGUUCAAUUAUUCGUAUUCAACAGUCUUUUGAACAGUAUUAUUAUAUUUCAACUUUUAUCCUUUCUAACUGCAGAAUGUACUCCUGACUUUAUUAUAACAGUUCUUUCAAGUGUAUCGGUUUAUUUUGUUUCCAUUAUUCAGUAUAACUCGUUCUGGAGUAAUAUCUCUACAAUUAGAUAUUUAUUGGAUCAACUUCAAGAUAUCUAUAAUAAAUUGAAAGACGAAAAUGAAAUUGCUAUUAUGGAAACAUACGGAAGAAACGCGAAACGUCUAACAGCAAAUAUUAGUUUGCUUACUAUGGGCUCAAUAGUUAUAUUUCUAUCGUUACCAAUUUGGGUACGAAUUAUUGAUAUUUUUCUGAUCUUAAAUAAUUCUCAACAUGGCAUGAUACAACUCACAACGGAAUAUUUUAUUGAUCAAGAGAAAUAUUUCUAUUUGAUUUUGCUGCACAUAGAUGCAGCUACUUGUAUAGCAGGAAGUGGACUAACAGCGAUAGGAUUGAUAUACUGUGCAUAUUUUAAACAUAUCUGUGGUAUGUUUAGAAUUGCCAGAAAUAUUGUUUACAGUUACCGCAUUAAGCAAGCAAUAACACUGGAAAAAAUUUUCCUGGAAAACGAUCUUAUGAUUUAUAAAGAAAUGAUUUAUGCCAUCGACAUGCAUCGCAAAGCUAUGAAAUUUUCCGAAGAUUUACUGAACAGCAUAGAAGGAUCAGUAUUCUUGUCAAUAAUUAGUUCGGUAUGUUGUUUAAGCUUGAAUCUUUUUGGGAUUGUUUGGACUACCUCGACUGAUUUCAAUAUACAAAAAGUUGUUAUACAUUUUGGUGUAGUAUUGAUGAUUGUUAUAUGUAUGUUCUUGGCUAACAGUACGGGACAAGAAAUUACGGAUCACAAUAACCACGUAUUUACUACCGUGUACAACACUGAAUGGUAUAUAGCACCCUUACAAACACAAAAAUUGAUAUUAUUCCUUUUGCAAAGGAACAACAAGCCAUUUAUCUUAAAUAUAAGAGGAAUAGUCAUAUCAUCUAUGGAAUGUUUCACUAAGAUUUUGUACUGAUACAUUACAUAACAGUGAGUUACUUCAUUAAUGACCUAACUAUUUUGCUAAGAAAACUGUAACAUUGUUUUCAUUAUUCAUCUAUGAGGAAGUCAUCUUAUUAUAUUUGUGGUGAGCAACACAAUUAUUACAAUCAUUUAUUAAAUAAAUUCUAAUACUUAUUGCACAGUUUUCUACUUGAAUAUGUUACAGUAGAAAUUAAAUGAAUCAAUAUUAAUGUGUAUUUUAUCAUUCCUAUAAAGCUCACCACAUCAAAAUUUUCUGCGUUGCAAAUAACAAAUUCGGCCUUCCAGUUAAAUCACAAUUUAUCCUUUCGUGGAAAAUCCAAAGAUAAAUUCUAUAUACAAUAUUAAACUCUACAUACAAAGUAAUCAAGAAACGCACAUGUUCCUUAUUUUACUUGUACAUUUUCUAAAUAUCUCUCACGCUCCUUCAUAUUCAUUCAAUUGCUUUCGUUGAAAGAACGCGGCGCAAUAGAGUUAAGCGGAUUCGUGAUGCAGAACCGACGGGGCGAGCAACGUUUCGCGGAAGCAAGCCGGCGCCAGGUCUAAAUAAAGCAAGAAACGGAAAAAGGAAUAUGGGGAGAUCGAGAUAUAUCCAGGAGAGCAGCGCCUAUGGUCGAGCUUAAUUAUUUCGCGUUGCUCGCGCGGUGGCAGCAGAUUAGAAUAAAGCUCACUUUGCGACGAGAAGACUUUGCCUCAAGAGGACCAAACGCAAUCUGAAGUUCCCAAGUAGUGGGCCAGGACAGGAGGGGUUGGAUGGAGGAACGGGGUGGAUUGGCUCACUGGUCUUUCCUCGAUUCGCAGGACUCGUAGGACGAAUGGAAAAAACUCCGAUGGAGUCUUCCUUCCAGCACGCGGCCUCUUCGGUCUGCUCCUGGCGCGAGGAAGCGGCGAGAAUUUAAUUAAGAAUUUCCACGGUCGAGGGGGGAGGAAGGGCGACCACGCCAUAUUGCCGUGGCACACACGCGUCACCCGGCCGCGAAUCAUGCAGCUCUCUUUCUCUCUCUUUCGCUCUCCGUCUUCCGUUUUCUCCCCUAAUUAAAUCAAAAGAAAUCGUGCACUCUGGUUCUCUUUCUUUUUCAGUGUUUCUUCCCUUUCUGUCUCUCUUCCUCUCGCUCGUAGGAUUCAUUUCUUGCCAGAUUCCCGCUUCUGUGGACGCCUUUCUUUUUAUAUUGUAAUAUCAACGUUUUUUCGAUGCCAAUUCCAUAAUUUCGACUUCGAAAAAGGGAAUUGGCAUUUUAGUUUUCGUUUAGACUUCGUCGGGAAAGUCAAUUUUGUUAAGUCAUUUAUGGAACAUUUCCUAUUAAUAUGAAUGAGUAGGCGAUAUUAAAAAAAUAAUAUAAAGUUUCAUCCUUGAAUGUUUCGGCUGCAUACAUCUUUCUCUGUUAUGUCAGAAUUUUAUUCAAUUUUAUACAAAUUCUUCAAAAGUACUUUUUAAUAAUACAAAUCAAAAAUAUAAAGGUAAAGAUAUAUUUUUUAAUCAUGUCGAGACGUUUUUCAAUAGUAUGUAUAUUUGUCAGUUAUCGUGUAACAUGCGGCUGCUGAUUACUGAUUGUAUAGUUUUAUCGUAUAACAUUUAAACAAAGCUAUAUUAAUGCCUAUAAUAUAACGUCCAAUUAAAUGCGAUUGAUAUUGCGCUGAUUGUAUGUAAAAUACGAUUAGUGAUUAUUUUCGUCCAGCACGUUGAUCGUCAAUCGUCGAUUGCGCAAUAUCAAGAAUGAUUUCCGUGAUAAAGUGACAUUCUUUGACUGUGCUCAAUAAUAGAUUCCAGAAGAGAAUCCAUGAGAAGCCUUUAUUGCAAUAUUUGAAAUAAUUCCGCUGGAAUUCAAUAAUGGUUUAAUUCGCUAUAUUAGGUGCCGUAAGUAAAUUUUAAUGAAGAACUAUUGGACUUUUGAACCAUGGUGAACUAAAUAAUUCUCGGUUGAUUAAGAUAUCAUGACAUGAACAUGCCUCCAAAUAUAACUUGCAAUGACCUGCGGUAUAAAAAUUAUCUUUCACUCUUGAAACAUUUCGCGUACUAUCAUUCGCGUCUUCUUUUAGAAUUGAAUAAUACCUUAUCGAUACAUAUCGAUGAUUAUAGCACGUACAAUUUUAUUUUAUAUUUAAUUUCAUUGCCAUUUAUUUAAUACUUGUAUUUCUUAGUAAAUUUUGAAAUCUGGAAGCAUUUUCCGCGUAUUUUUAGGAUUAUAAAUUUGAAAUACUCAAACGAUUAUUAAUACUCACAUUGUACUAAACUAGCUUAGAACCAUUAGGAAGAAAUGAAGGGUUGCAAAGAUCCGCGUUAGUAUUCAGAAGUUUUAUUUUAAGUCUUUCUUCCUAUCCCUAUCAUCGCGCCUCUUACCUUCCCUCUUUUAGAUGAUACUACAAUGCGCCAUUCUUCUCUUUGACAUUGAUUAACGGUUCUUUGGCAAAAUAUAUAUACGCCCAUGCGUAAAAAAAGUGGUCUCUAUUUCCUUUCUCGUAUAAUACCUCCGCGCUCGAUUCUUAAGCUCAGAAAAAAAGGCUCAUUCGAAAUUUCGGAACGUUAACAAGUAUCAUUAUGCUAGUAACAUUUGUCUUCGCAGACAUGGCAUGACACAAUGAUUAAAUCUUCAUUUUGUGACGAAAUUCUUUGUAUUCGAAGAAACGUAUUAACGUUUCUAACGUUUCUAAUCAAAUCCGAUUGCACACUUUUUUUAUAUUAUAUUUACUAUUGUACAAAAAAUAUGCAUUAAAUAUCUCUCUUUCUCUACAUAUUAAAUAAGUUUAUAUCAUUCUUUUGUGAAUAUUUUGAUUGAUAUUCACAGCAGAUUAAAUUCCCGCAAUGACAAUUGGUAUUAAAGAUUUGGUCAGGAAAACGUUGAGGUUCAUAAAUUUUUUCUAGGGAAAUAGCAUCGUUGGGGAAAUCUCAGGGAAGGAACACGAUAGUCUUCUAUACAACCCGUUUAUUAUAAGCUUGAAUCAUAUAUUAAAUAGUACUCAUGUUAAAUAUAUAACUCAAGUUUUAAAUAUAUGUCUACAUAUCUUAUACAUAUCAUCAAACAUAUGUGCUUAAACAUGCGCGUAUAUCUGAAAAGAGAAAAAUAAUAAUAAUAUAUUAUAAUAGAACUACAAGAAUUAACGAUUAAACCAUCGACGUGUCAUUGCUCUCCGUCGCCUCGCGGCGAAGCUGCGUGUGAAAGUUCUCGAAAAAGAAAUAAAGAGACAACAGAAGAAAUAUAGUGCGCACGGGAGACAUUUCUCGCGCUAGGAAACAAAUGUCCAGCAUCCGCAAGACACACUUCAUACAUAUUUCCAGCUGCAGCUGGACCGCUCAAUUGUGAUUGCUUCCGGAUCGCCAAUCGAGGCGAAUUGCGAUCUCUCGAUCCGGAAACGGCAGACGUCCGCUUUCCCAUUUCUUCACUCUCUCUCUCUCUCUCUCUCUCUCUCUCUCUCUCUCUCUCUCCUCUUAUCGCGUUACUAAUAUUGGCGACAUAAUUAUCAGCCAAGAUGCAUCCUCGUUUCCAUAAACACCUUCAUAUACAUGUCACUAGGUAAUAUUACAUUUAUAUAGGUCGCUAUAUAAAACAGACAAGUCCGAAAUAGACUUCUUGCGAGAAGUCUGCUCAAGUCGAUUUUUUUCUUCUUGGGAACAAACUUCGCUUGUGAGAGAAACACUUUUGUAAAAAAUUCGGUUGAAGCUUUUUUUCUUCAAAAAAUGUUAUGCACAAGAGUCGUAAAUCUUUUCCGCACUUGAUCGCUUUUGUAUACCGAUCGAUUUGUCUAAGAUAUUUCGCUUAGAGACCUUUUUCAAGGAACUUCUUCGCGACAUAAAUCAGAUGGCUUAUGACACUUACAUCGAGUCGCAAUCCUCAUCUUGGUAUCGCGGACGCGUUACGUAUAACGUUUAUUCGAUGAGAAGAAUCGCGCCGGUGUUCUGAGCAAGUCGCCGGUAGCAGUGCGCGAUUUGCACAUCGAGCAUGCGAUAUUCUCAAAAUUGCCGUGCGGCUCUCUUUGCAAUCUUUAAGGAACUCAGGUAUCGAAGAUACAUAACAAGCACUGGUUUCACGUUUAUAUCGCAGCAAAAAUAAUCAUGAAGAACAAAUCUCGAAAGGCAUUUUUAACUUCUCUUUUUCCAAGUUUAUUUAAUUUGUUUGUUUAAUUUGACACUGACACAAUGAAAUAAUACUUAAUUAAAAAGUUCAGAGCAGGAGAAGUGCAAACCGUUUUCCGAGUCAUUAUAAAAUCAAUUUUAAAACUGAAAGAGUCGUAUCUAAAUUAUCUUUAACAAGUUCUUAUAAAAAAUUUAAUUGAGCAACUGGAUAGAGAAGAUAGUAGUACUGAAUCUUUCAAUAAAGAUCUACAUAUGUAAAUCUAUAAAAAAAACAUAAUAAUAUAUUAAUAAGUUUUCAACUAAUUAGCAACUCUAUUUAGUGGAUGUUAGCAAAUAAUUGUGAAGCCAGGCUUGCGUGGAUUACGCUGCGGAUUACGUCGAAAAACUUGCCGCUUCCUCGGGCUGCAUUGUCGACACUAUCAUACGCCAAACUGUCUCACUGAAAGUCGCGCUCUGCGUAUGCGUGUGUGCAACAAUGUCGAAAAUUUUUUUCACGUACUCUAUAUUCAGUGGACGGAUACACGAGCUAUAAUAGUUUCUCCUAAAAAAUUCGUUUCUGGUGCGCGGCUGUCGAAGUGCGUGAGACGCGAGUACAGCGUUCCCCAAAAAGUUCCACUUCCGCUUACAUUCGAUUCGUCUUCGGUGACAAAAUCGUGCUUGGGAACCGGUUACAUACGGAACUAAUACAUUUUAACGAUUCUUUAAAAUCCAUUUCAGAAAUCAAGUACGCUCGUGUGACAUAGAGAGUGAAUUCGCUUCUCCGUUUUUUUCUCUCCCUUUUUUUAAAUACGAUUAUACGAUCGCAGCGUAGCGUAGCGCAUUUCCGUUUUCAAUAAUUGAGUCGAUUUCGGAAGAAAAAAAUCGUUUAUUUGAUUCCAGCGCAUACAUGUUCUUCAACUUCACUAGAGAUUUCGCGCUUUUUACAAAAAUUGUCGGUUUGCGAGCGCAGAAAUAUAUAUGCAUGCACAAUAUGAUCCUUCUACUUAAAACUACUAAAUAAAAACAGAGUUUUCCUUAUACAAAA
Ooceraea biroi (clonal raider ant) is the source of this 6394-nucleotide messenger RNA. RefSeq lists its product as uncharacterized. Gene Ontology annotation, biological process: sensory perception of smell; detection of chemical stimulus involved in sensory perception of smell. Gene Ontology annotation, cellular component: plasma membrane. The record is from RefSeq and is a predicted model, not a curated record. NCBI's taxonomy places the organism in Eukaryota, Metazoa, Arthropoda, Insecta, Hymenoptera, Formicidae. Gene Ontology annotation, molecular function: odorant binding; olfactory receptor activity.